UUGGGAGGAAUUGUGUUGGUGUACCGACUUGUUUCAUCAGUGUUUAGGCAUUCUUCUAAAACCCCCACCCCUCCUUCAUUUCAUCUAUCAGUCACUCCAGUCAUAAUGCUCUUCAUUGUCUUGUCACUGGGCUGAAUUGGGGUCUCAUGCUCUCCCCUUUUGAAUUGGACAUGAUUCUGAUUUUGGAUUAAUGGAGGAAGUGAGGGUUCUCCCCUUUGCUGACUCUUUCUCUAUCCUGUUGUUAAUGACCCAGAUGGCUGAACAGUUACUGAUUCGGAGCUGGGCAGAUAAAUGGAGAUGUGUGGUGGUUGUGCCAAUGUGUCGGGAUAUUUUAAGCUUCAAAAUUUGAACACUUUGGACUUUGUGUUUAUCAAAAAUCUUAGUUUCAAAUGGCUCCGAUUUUCCACCACUGACACUUGGCAUGGAGCCAGUAUAUUUCACCACCCUCAUUGCUAAACAGACAACUGGCAUAGAAUGUAUGGGAUUGGCUCAUGCCCCAUUCUCUUGGACCCUUGACCAAGAGUCACACAAGACUGACUAGGUGUCCAAGAAUGAAGAAGCUCCCAGAGCACUCGGAUCUCACCACAGUGACUUCAGCUCUAACAUAUUGCUGACAGAUGGUGUGAACGGCAGGAGCUCUGCAUAUGCGCACUAGCCUUAUCAGUCUCUUUCAUCGGCCGCCUACUUGUGUUGCCCACCUGGGGGACGGUCCAAAGUUUGCAGUGGUGACUUUAUCAGCAGUAGCGGGAGAGAGUGCAUGAGAAACGCAGAUCACCUCUCUGCCAGCAUGUCUGAGAGUGAAUCAAAGAUAGAGCUUUAUGAAAUAACGCCGGUGGGCACCAGUGAGCCGGAGAAAAGAGAUGUCUCAGCUGCACCUCUGGUCUUUGAGCGCUACGUACAGCCCUGUGCAGCCGAGCUGCUGGGUUCUGCCCUCUUCAUUUUUAUUGGCUGUGUGUCGGUGAUAGAAAAUGUAGAGAGCACGGGAAGGCUGCAGCCUGCCCUGGCACAUGGGCUGGCAUUGGCCAUCGUGAUAGCAGUGCUUGGGGAAAUCAGUGGUGGACACUUCAACCCAGCCGUGACCAUUUCUGUCUACCUGAAUGCAGGGCUGAGGCUGCGUCUGCUCUUCCCAUAUGUGGCAGCUCAGCUUUGCGGGGGCCUAAUUGGAGCAGCUCUAGCUAAGGCGAUCUGUUCAGAGGAAGCAUAUGCAAGCAGUGCAGGGGCCGCUUUCAACACCGUGCAGACUGAUGCACAGGCCUGGAAAGCUGUUGUGGCUGAAAUGUUGAUGACCCUCUUCUUGACCCUAGUGGUGUGCAUGGGGGCAGUGAAUGAGAGGAGCCGAACCCAUCUCGCCCCACUCUGCAUUGGCCUCACGGUGGCAGCGGACAUCCUGGCAGGAGGAGCUGUGUCUGGAGCCUGCAUGAACCCUGCACGGGCACUAGGACCAGCUGUGAUUGCAGGUUACUGGUCUUAUCACUGGAUCUACUGGCUGGGACCCAUAACAGGGGCCUUAAUCUGUGCUUUAUUCCUCAGGUUUAUAUUGGGAGACAGGAAAAUAAGAUUGUUUCUGAAAUAGCUCCUGACCUCAGAAGCACUGAGUUCUAAUGGACUUCUUGGUGUCGCCACUCUUCUGCUCUGUGGUGCCUGCUUUCUGUUUCAUGCUCCCUCUGCUCAAACGCUGGUGGACGGCUUCAUACCAGGAACUAACAGGCAAAACAGAGCGCUGAUAAAUCAGCACCCUGACUGGACCAGCUCCGCCCACUUCAGCCCGUCUAGCCAAUGGCGACUGAAUACUGUCUUGCCUGUGCUUUUGAAGUUCUCAUGGUUAGUGUGGGAGCUGACUGACUAAAUGCACUUGUGACAGCUGCUGGUCGAUGCACUGGUCUCUUCUUUAACUUGUCUGAUCCUGAAAUCGUUGCUCACUGGCCAGCCAGAGCUGACACCAGUAUGUUGGGUUUGUCAAUAAAACUUUGAGAUGAUUAACCUGUCCAA
Messenger RNA from Polypterus senegalus (gray bichir), 1989 nucleotides. RefSeq names its product aquaporin-8-like. Gene Ontology annotation, molecular function: water channel activity. Gene Ontology annotation, biological process: transmembrane transport. Gene Ontology annotation, cellular component: plasma membrane. The transcript has 5 exons. The record is from RefSeq and is a predicted model, not a curated record. The coding region runs from base 758 to 1573 and encodes 271 amino acids. NCBI's taxonomy places the organism in Eukaryota, Metazoa, Chordata, Cladistia, Polypteriformes, Polypteridae.